This is a messenger RNA of Psylliodes chrysocephalus, 2551 nucleotides long. NCBI's taxonomy places the organism in Eukaryota, Metazoa, Arthropoda, Insecta, Coleoptera, Chrysomelidae. The record is from the annotation of a GenBank genome assembly.
CACAAGGUUAACUGUCAUUAUUGUCAAUGUCAUAAUCUACGCACGCUUGCAAAUUUUUCUUUCUUUUUGACAAAGACCACGAGGAGAUUAAUAUCUUUCGAGGUCUGAAAGGGUCUAACUAAAAUUUACAAAAUAAGAAUUUUAGUUCAAAUCACAGAAGGAACUAUUUAUCAGGAAAAAUGUAUAAGAGUAAUGAUACUGGCAGUUACAAAGCCCGUGAAAACGGCUUUGGAAAUCAAGGAGGAUACAGAAAAGGGGGAAACAGUGGUAGUGGUGGUGGUUUUCGAGGUGGAAGUUCCAGAAAUGGAUAUCAAAACGGGGACGACUCCUGGAAGGGAAGAGAUAAAUAUGAAAUGGGAGGAGAUAGUCUAAAAAAUGUUAAAUGGGAUUCUAAAACAUUAGAACCUGUAAAAAAAGAUUUUUACGUACCACAUGCAAGUGUAGAAAAAAGGUCGCAAUAUGAAGUUGAAAAAUAUAGAAGUUCAAAAGAGAUUACAGUAGACAUUAAUGCACCAAACCCUAUACAAAAUUUUGAUGAGGCUAAUUUUCCGGAUUAUGUAAUGGGAGAAAUUCAGAAACAAGGGUAUGAAUUUCCUACUGCCAUUCAAGCUCAAGGUUGGCCCAUUGCUAUGAGUGGAAGAGAUAUGGUUGGUAUUGCAAAAACUGGAUCAGGAAAAACUCUGGCUUACAUUCUACCAGCCAUUGUGCAUAUCAAUAAUCAACAACAACUAAGAAAAGGUGAAGGACCAAUUGCCUUAGUAUUAGCUCCCACUCGAGAACUGGCCCAACAAAUCCAACAAGUUGCUGCUGAAUUUGGUAGUUCAUCUUAUGUAAGAAAUACCUGCCUCUUUGGAGGAGCACCAAAAGGGCCCCAAGCUCGUGAUCUAUAUAGAGGUGUAGAAAUAUGCAUAGCUACUCCUGGUAGGUUGAUAGACUUUUUGGAGAAGGGAACUACCAACUUGGAAAGAUGUACAUAUUUGGUAUUAGAUGAGGCAGAUAGAAUGUUGGAUAUGGGUUUCGAACCUCAAAUUCGUAAAAUUCUUAGUCAAAUUAGACCUGAUAGACAGACUCUUAUGUGGUCUGCAACAUGGCCCAAAGAAGUCAGAAAACUGGCUUAUGAUUUUAUGAAAGAUACAGUACAUCUGAAUGUUGGAUCACAAAGUCUUGCAGCAAAUCAUAAUAUUGUUCAAAUUGUAGAUGUAUGCCAGGAACAUGAAAAAGAAGACAAACUGCUUGCUCUCUUGGAAGAAAUCCAUAACAGUGGUGAGGUGGGCGCCAAAAUAAUAAUAUUUGCAGAAACAAAAAAGAAAGUUGAACUUAUUACUAGAGGCAUAAGACGAAGUGGAUACCCUGCUGUUGCCAUGCAUGGUGAUAAGAGCCAACAGGAAAGAGAUUAUGUCCUAAGAGAAUUCAGAAGUGGUAAAGCGACCAUAUUGGUUGCAACUGAUGUUGCAGCUAGAGGAUUAGAUGUGGAUGGAAUCAAAUAUGUGGUAAACUUUGAUUAUCCAGGCUCUUCAGAAGAUUACAUCCACAGAAUAGGAAGAACAGGUAGAUCUGACAACUCAGGAACAUCCUAUGCAUUUUUUACAAUGAAAAACUCUAGGCAUGCAAAAGAUUUGGUGGCUGUUCUUACAGAGGCAAACCAGGUUGUUAAUCCAAAAUUAGCCGCCAUGGCCAGUAGAUCAGGCGGUUUUGGAGGAAAUCGAGGAGGCCGAUGGGGCUAUGGGAAUUCUAGAGGACGAGAAAAUUCAAAACCGUCACAUGUUAAAUUCGGCAACAAAAAAUGGUAGAUUUAAGAAAGUAGUUUAUAAUAGACAAAUUCUAAGAGUACCAAUAGCCUCACCAGUAUUCGAGAAGAUAUUUCAUGUAAUGUGCUAUAUGUAAGAAUAUAACAGGGUAAAGGUUAGUCCUCAUACAUACCAAUUGCGAAAUCCGUAUUGCAGUUUCUGUUUUGCUCAAAUAGAACAGGAAUGACCAUGUAACAGAACAAUUUUGAAUCAGUCAACACUAUAGGGACAACAGUUUCACCAUUUUAAAUGGUUUUAAUUCACAUGUGACUAAUUUUCAACAAAUUAAAGGACAUCUAAAGUUGCAUAAGUAACGUUGGUAGUUUUUAACGAAACUAUGUUUUAAUUUUUGUGUUAUUUUUAUAUUAUUUUUGCUAACAAGUUGAUAGAGAUUGAUUUACCAACUACGCGUUUAUCUUUUAAUUUUCCUAAUUUAAAAUUUGUAUUUUAUACAAAACAUAAGAACUAUUACAUAAAGAAAUGCUUGAGGUUAAUAAAAAACUAAUAGCGACAAGAAACUCUUAAAAAAAUAUUUCAACAUUUUUCAAUUACCAAAUAUUUAUAAAGUUUCCACAUUACGGAUUACCGCAAGUAUGAAAAAUGGGGACUAACCUUAAAAGUAACUCUUUCUCUCAAUUUUAUUUUUUUUAUUUACACUUCUGUGAUAGAAGCUUAUAAUGUAUUUUUAUAUGUUUUGGAUAUUCAGUCAAUAUAACCAAGUUGUUGCGAAUUUAAUUUAUAGAAAUAAAAACUUUUUUUUUGAA